UUUUAUUUUAUUCUUUCCAUUGUAAAUUAAUUAAUUCCUAACUUAAUAUAAAGGAAUUAAUUAAUCAAACUUAGAUUAGGAAAGGAAGUAUAGUUUCGGACAACUAGGUUUCUUUAUGUGUGUGGCCGAUUUUUCCUUUGUUUUUAGGGUUUUAUUUCGUGGCUUUGUAGCCUAUUUAAAGGCUUAUUUUUCAAUAAUAAUACAACUUUGAUUUGAUUGAGAAAAUACUUGUGAGAUUAAUUAUCUCUUUGUUCUUUGAGAACACCUAAAACACCAUUAGAGAAUUGGUUGUUUUAGCUUGACUUAUCAAUAGGUUUUCUGAUACGAACCUAGGACGACCUGCUCCUAAACCCGUAUUAUAUUAGCCCGGAUCUCAAUUAAGUUCAAGUUCUAAUGGAAUGGACCUCAACCCCUAACCAACCUGUGGUUAGAAACCUUGGUAUAAUGUAGACGCCACAAUAGGGGAUGGAAAACCUAUUGAUAAGUCAAGCUAAAACAACCAAUUCUCUAAUGGUGUUUUAGGUGUUCUCAAAGAACAAAGAGAUAAUUAAUCUCACAAGUAUUUUCUUUAUCAAAUCAAAGUUGUAUUCAUAUUGAAAAAUAAGCCUUUAAAUAGGCUAAGAUUACAAAGAAAAAAACCCUAAAAGAUUAAUUCAAAACCGGACUCCUAUAGGAAUUAGGAAACUUGACCGAAUUCUAAUAUGUCCUAAACUAAGUUUCCUAAACUAAAUUUGAUUAAUUAAUUCCUUUAUUUUGAAUUAGGAAUUAAUUAAUUUACAAUGGAAAUAAUAAAAUAAAAAUCUUCCUAAAGUUAUUUAUCCAGAAAAUAAAUAAAUAAAAACCUAAAAGUAAUGGUAGUUUCCUAAAAACCGGGCGCGUCCGGCGGCCGGCGACCAUGAAAUUUUGGGGUUUGGCCGGAAAUGGGGAGAGGCUUCCGUCUGGCCAGUGCGUGUAACGAGAAUCGACCAAAAAAUUUGUCGGAAUCCGGCUGCCGGUCGUCUCUCUCCCUCUCUCUCUCUCUCUCCUCUCUCUCUUUCUCUCUCCUCCCCGAGAUUUUUGCCAAAUAAAAGCCACAGUGGUGACACUGUUCAUCCAUGUGGACCAAUCAGGUGACGACACGUGGCAUUUCACUGUUCAUCGAUUCAAAAAUAUUAAAAUAUUACGGUAUCCAGCAAACUUCACGCGUCCAUAACUUUUUAACCGUACGUCCAAAUUAGGCGUGCCGCUAGUCUGUGAACUCGUAUCGACGAGCACUUUACAACCAUACUAAAGUCAAAGCAAAAUUCUACAACCAUAAAAAGUCAACUCCGGCACCCUUGGACAAUUUGGACCUCAACUUGUUUUGCUCAUAACCUUCAAGCCGUAGCUCCGUUUUCAACGUGCUACUAGUCUACAAACUCGUGCCAAUGUGUACUUCGUAACGGUACCUCCGUCAACUUAGAAUUCCAAUCGGGUCAAAAAGUCAACUUUUGACCCCUUUGGUCAACGGUCAAAGUCAACAGUCAACCUCGGUCAACGUGCAAAAAUUUCGACAUGGUUCGGGACGGGGUGUUACACCAAUGGUGGACCAAUGAGCAAAACACCCGAAGGAGAGUUGGUGAUGACUUGAUUACUACAUGGCGACAGAUGAAAGGAGCCAUGCGGAAGCGAUUCGUACCAUCACACUAUCAUAGGUUGCUGCAUCAAAGACUUCGAUCUUUAUCUCAAGGACAUGGAUCUGUGGAGGAUUAUUACAAGGAGAUGGAGAUGCUUAUGAUGAGACUGAACUUGAAUGAAGAUAGGGAAGCAACCAUGGCAAGGUUUCUUGGUGGUUUGAAUCGUGAAAUAGCCAAUCAACUAGAAUUGCAACAAUAUGUGGAAUUGGAGGAGAUGUUGCAUGUGACUAUUAAAUUAGAGCAUCAAUUCAAGAGGAGGGGUGUAAGAUCAUGGUUUGGAGGUGUUUCCAACAGUGGAAGGUCCUAUUUAAGUGGUUGGAGGAACAAUCCCAUCUAUGAAAGCAAGCCAAAGCCGAAAGUCAAAGAAGAAAGUUCAAACUGGCCAAGGGAGGAGACUAGAAUCAAAUCUGUCCAAGCACCAAAGAAUGAGGGCAAUGACGAGCUAGAAUCGGAAAGUGAAGAAAGUGAGGAUGAAGCCAAGCAAGAGGAGGAGGACUUGGAGGAUGAACCCGAAACCUUGCAAGCAUCCAAUGCUGAAUUAAACUUGCUUUCUAGGAGAGUACUUGCUGCAUACAAAGAUGAGGAUGAAAUUCAAAGAGAGAACAUCUUCCACACCCGAUGUGAAAUUUAAGGUAAGAUUUGCAGUAUGAUUAUUGAUAGUGGAAGUUGUACAAAUGUAAUUAGUAACAUUGUAGUUGAUAAAUUAGGCUUAAUAACUAUUAAACAUCCAGAACCUUAUAGAUUACAAUGGCUUAAUGAUAGUGGUGAAAUAAAAGUGAAUAAACAAGCCAAAGUAAAAUUUAACAUAGGUAGAUAUGAGGAUGUAGUUUUAUGUGAUAUUGUACCCAUGAUUGCUGGACAUUUACUAUUAGGUAGACCAUGGCAAUUUGAUAAAGAUGCUACUCAUUUUGGUCGAGAAAAUAGUGUUGUUUUCAGGUUUAAAGGGAAGAAGGUCAAGCUGGAACCAUUAUCUCCUAAAGAGGUUUACAAAGACCAAUUACAAAUGCAACAAAGGAGAGAAGCCAAAAAGCUCAAGGAAAAAGCAAGUAUGGCACCAACGGCUUUACCAUCCUUUUAAGAAGGUAAGAAUGAGGUUGCUGAUCAAGGUAAGGUUUCUAAGACUCAUAUUGAGUGGAAAGAUCAAGGAAAAAUCAAAAGAGAGGGGAAAGAGAGUGGCAAACUCGAGAGCUUGGAGAAGGAAGGGAAAUCCGAAGGUUUGCGCCAAUCCAAGGGGGAAAAAGAAAAAGAAAGAAAAGAAAGGUCAGGUAGCAACUUUUAUUUGAGUUUAGGGGAUAUUAAUAAGGUUAUUGAGUGUAAGAAACCUUUGCUGGUAUAAUUUAUAAAGAAAAUUAUUUUAAUGAUCAAACUAACUUUGAAGAACUUGAAUUGCCAAGUUCAAUGAUUUCUCUUUUGAAGGAAUUUGGAGAUGUCUUCCCAAAUGAAAUUCCAAUUGGACUACCAUCCAAUCAAGAGGGAAAAGGUAAGCUUGCUGUCCAAGGUAAGUCUUCUAAUACUCAGGUUGUGUGGAAAAUUUUUAUUAAAACCAAGAGUGAGAAAUUUGGUGCAAAAGCCGAGAGUGAGGAAGGUGAGAUGGCCGUGAGUGGGAAAGGAAAAGGAAGACAAGAAUGGAAAAAUAUAAAUUUUUAUCUUAGCUUUGGUGAUGUUAAUAAAGUAAUUAUGAAUAAGAAAUCAUUGCUGACCAUGAAUUUUAAAGAUACUUAUUUAAAGAUGUCUUUAUUGCAUAGAACUUUAUCUGCAUUGUUGACAGCUUUACUUAGUGGCAAUUUGAAAAUUUGGGAAAUAUUGUUUGCUAACUUUAAAAAGUGUAAUUUUUACCAUAAUGAGCAUGUAUUUCUAGAUUUUGUUGUAAUAGUGUUUGACCCAGGAAAAUUGGUUUGGUUGCACUUACAAAAGGAAAGGUUUCCUAAACAAAGAAAGUCAAAACUCAUGCCGCCUAUGGAUGGACUUUUUCAAGUUUUGGAGCUGAUAAAUGACAAUGCCUACAAACUUGAUCUACCGGGUGAGUAUAAUGUUAGUGCUACCUUAAAUGUAGCUGAUUUGUCUCCUUUUUCUGCAGGUGAUGACUUCAAUUUGAGAACAAAUCCUUUUCAAGAGGAGGGGAAUGAUGCGAAUCCGCCCGAACCCAUACAACCGACAACCCACUGGGGUGCCGAUCCGUUGCGCAUGAAGGUGGGACUGAUCACUAGAGCCCUAGCCAAGAAGUUCAAGGACAAUCUUGCUAUCUUUAUACAAGGAAUAAGUCAUAUUCAAGAGGGGUUGGCCAUAUCUAAAGAACCAAGGCCUGUUUUACUCAUACAAGCAUUAGAAGCCAAAACGGGCCCAGGUGACAGUUUUGGUACAUUUUGGAGUCCGAGAAGCAUGAAAUGGUUCCAAUGAUUUAUGGGUUCAAUACAUAUGCCUAAGAGGUCAUGGAAUCAAGUUAAAGCAGCCUCAAAUGCAAUCAAAAAGGGCUUGUACGGACAGCAUCAACAAUUUGGCCAAAUUUGCUGUAUUGCUUGCUGGCUUUACUGUAUUUUACUGUAUUAGCCUUUUCUUAUUUUUCCAAGCAUGGAAAACGUGUGGGACUUCAUAUUCAGUUUAUUUGGCAUCCUAAAAAGCAUCUAGAAGCUGAUUUGAAGCUUAAAGAGGUCAAAGAUUGAUCAAAGUCAACUUGAUCAAAAGGCUAGCAUUUUUAGUUUCCUACUUUGUUUUUACUUUUUGUUUUAGGGAACUACCAUUACUUUUUGGCUUUUAUUUAUUUAUUUUCUGGACAAAUAACUUUAGGAAGGUUUUUAUUUUAUUCUUUCCAUUGUAAAUUAAUUAAUUCAUAAUUUAAUAUAAAGGAAUUAAUUAAUCAAACUUAGAUUAGGAAAGGAAGUAUAGUUUCGGCCAACUAGGUUUCUUUAUGUGUGUGGCCGAUUUUUCCUUUGUUUUUAGGAUUUUAUUUCGUGGCUUUGUAGCCUAUUUAAAGGCUUAUUUUUCAAUAAUAAUACAACUUUGAUUUGAU
Ziziphus jujuba (common jujube) is the source of this 4662-nucleotide messenger RNA. RefSeq lists its product as uncharacterized. Lineage: Eukaryota; Viridiplantae; Streptophyta; Magnoliopsida; Rosales; Rhamnaceae. The transcript has 2 exons. The record is from RefSeq and is a predicted model, not a curated record. Bases 3054 to 4052 code for a protein of 332 amino acids.